This is a messenger RNA of Wallemia ichthyophaga EXF-994, 2283 nucleotides long. RefSeq names its product 3-isopropylmalate dehydratase. The coding region runs from base 1 to 2283 and encodes 760 amino acids. The transcript is spliced from 2 exons. The record is from RefSeq and is a predicted model, not a curated record. Gene Ontology annotation, biological process: L-leucine biosynthetic process. Gene Ontology annotation, molecular function: 3-isopropylmalate dehydratase activity; 4 iron, 4 sulfur cluster binding. NCBI's taxonomy places the organism in Eukaryota, Fungi, Basidiomycota, Wallemiomycetes, Wallemiales, Wallemiaceae. Gene Ontology annotation, cellular component: 3-isopropylmalate dehydratase complex.
AUGGUAAAUAGCACAAAACCACGCACUUUAUAUGAAAAGGUAUUCGACGAUCACAUCGUUAACCAAGAUAAUGGCACAAACAUCAUCUUCAUUGAUCGUCAUUUGGUCCAUGAAGUUACUUCCCCUCAAGCCUUUGAAGGGUUAAGAAAUGCAGGCAGAAAAGUUAGAAGACCUGACUGUACUCUUGCCACUGUCGAUCACAAUAUACCUACUUCAACAAGGAACAACUUCAAAUCAAUUUCCUCUUUUAUCACUGAACAAGAUUCACGUACUCAAUGUUCUACUCUUGAAGACAAUAUCAAAGAGUUUGGCUUGACGUACUUUGGUAUGGACGAUUCAAGACAAGGUAUUGUUCAUAUCAUUGGUCCUGAACAGGGCUUUACUCUUCCUGGUACUACCGUUGUUUGUGGUGACUCUCACACUUCAACUCAUGGUGCCUUCGGUGCCCUUGCUUUCGGUAUCGGUACCUCCGAAGUCGAACAUGUUCUCGCAACUCAAACAAUCCUCUCCUCAAAAUCUAAAAACAUGAAAAUAUCCGUCGAAGGCCCUCUAGGCGAGGGCGUUACUUCGAAAGAUUUAGUCUUACAUGUCAUUGGUAUCAUUGGUACUGCCGGUGGUACUGGUUGCGUCAUUGAGUUCUGCGGUUCUACCAUCCGCUCUCUUUCAAUGGAAGCGAGAAUGUCCAUUUGUAACAUGGCCAUCGAGGGUGGUGCAAGAGCUGGUAUGAUUGCUCCUGAUCAAGUUACUUACGAUUACCUUAUGUCUAGACCACUUGCUCCAAAAGGUGAUGAGUGGGAUAAAGCUAUCAAAUACUGGCAAACUCUCAACUCAGAUCCUGAAUCAUCCUAUGAUAUUGAGGUCAAUAUUGAUUCUAGCGAUAUCGCUCCAACCGUUUCCUGGGGUACUUCCCCACAAGAUGUCGUCCCAAUUACUGAAAAGGUACCUGAUCCUAUGUCUCUUCCUGAAGGUCCAAAGAGACAAGGUUGUCAACGCUCAUUAGAUUACAUGGGCUUAGAACCUGGUAUACAAAUGACUGAUAUCUCUGUCGACAAAGUUUUCAUCGGUUCAUGCACAAACUCACGUAUCGAGGAUUUAAGAGCCACUGCUGCAAUUGCAAGAGGUAGAAAAGUUUCAAACAAUGUUAAACUUGCAAUGAUUGUACCAGGUUCUGGAAACGUCAAAAGACAAGCUGAAGCUGAAGGUAUCGAUAGAAUCUUGAUAGCAGCUGGUUUCGACUGGAGAGAAGCUGGUUGCUCGAUGUGUUUGGGAAUGAACCCCGAUCAACUGGCUCCACAAGAGAGAUGCGCUUCUACUUCCAACAGAAACUUUGAAGGUAGACAAGGUGCAGGUGGUAGAACUCACUUGUGUUCUCCUGCUAUGGCUGCUGCUGCUGCAAUCACCGGUAAACUCACCGAUGUCAGAACAUUAAGCUCAUCAUUACCAUCAGCUACUUCGACUGACGAGCCUGCAUUGAAAAUUUUAGACCCUAAGGAUUACACUUCAAAUCAAUCCACCAUUAAAAUUCCAAAGGCUGUUCCAACUGGUCCACCGGAAACUGAUGGUCCACCUUCAGCUGUUCAACAAACCAACAGAAAGUCAUCACCAGCUGGAAUGAGUAAAUUUAUCAAGUUGUCGGGCAUCGCAGCUGCGUUGGACUUGCCAAACAUUGACACGGAUAUGAUUAUACCAAAGCAAUUCUUAAAGACUAUCAAGCGUACCGGCUUAGGUAGUGCUGCGUUCUACGGGAUGAGAUACAACCAACAAACAGGUGAACCUGAUCCAAACUUUGUCCUCAACAACGAGCCAUGGAACAAGGCAAAUAUUCUUGUCAACGUCGGUGGUAACUUUGGCUGUGGCUCGUCUAGAGAACACGCUCCAUGGGCUCUAUUGGACCAAGGCAUCAAAUGUAUCAUUUCGACAUCCUUUGCUGAUAUUUUCUUUAACAACACUUUCAAGAACGGCAUGUUACCAGUUAUAUUACCACAGCAAGAUGUUAUCAACCUCUCUAACGAUGCAAAGGCUAUGAAAGAGGUAGAGGUCGACCUCGAGAGGAAGGUGGUGAGAAGACACAACGGCCAAGAAUUAUCAUUCGACGUCGAUGACUUCCGUCGACACUGUCUUCUUAAUGGUUUAGAUGAUAUCGGAUUAACAUUACAGAAAGAAAGUGAUAUUGUUCAGUUUGAAAAGCGUAGAUCGGACACCUGGCCCUGGUUAGAUGGUCAAGAAUACGCUGGGAGAACUUUCAACCCACCGAAAUCCACAGCAAAGAAAAUGGACUGGUAA